UUCUGAAAACGAGGCUAUAGAGACGAUCACGUUUGCCGGUAGAAAAUGGCACAUUUUAAUCCCCCACAAAUUCAAGAUAACCCCAAUGGAUGGGGACCUUGUGCUAUUCCUGAUCAAUUUAAGGACAUGCCUUAUCAGCCUUUUUCUAAGGGUGAUCGACUUGGAAAGGUUUCUGAUUGGACUGGAGCAACCUAUCAAGACAAAAGAUAUUUAGGAAAAUACAGUUCUGCAUUUGGAGGUUUAGGAAGCCAGUAUGCUUACUACCAUGAAGAAGACGAGAACAGUUUCCAGCUUGUUGAUACAGCAAAGGUUCAGAAACCAGUGUACCAGAGAGGAAGAAGAGUUUAUCAACAGAAUAAACAAAGAAAGGAAAGAGAAAGAAGGCAACAGCAAGCUCAAGCUAGCAUGCAGGUGUUAUCUAAAACACAGAAAAGUAGAGAAAGGGAUCGUCAGCGUCUGUUGAGGAAAUGGCAGAAACAGUUUGGUAAACAACAAGAAAAUCGACAAAAGGCUCCAAUAAGACACAGAGAUGCAUCUGUCCAAGUUAAAGAUGAUUGGGCUGUUGUGGAAGACAUGGACUUUCCACGUCUUACCAAGCUUAGUUUGCCGACAUUGGAAGAACCUGAAGAUCUGGUUAAGUGUGGUAAAAUGGAAUAUUAUGACAAAGUUUACGAUAGAGUCACAACUAAGAAUGAGAAAAAAUUGAAACGAAUUGAUCGUAUCUUCCAUAAAGUUACUACUACUGAUGAUCCAAUCAUAAGACAGUUGGCAAAGACCAAGGGUAAUGUAUUUGCUACAGAUGCUAUCCUGGCGACCCUCAUGUGUUGUACCAGAUCUACAUAUUCUUGGGAUAUUAUAGUACAAAGAGUAGGAAAGAAACUCUUCUUUGACAAAAGAGAUGACUCAGAAUUUGACUUAUUAUCUGUUAGUGAGACUGCUACUGAACCCCCACAAGAUGAAGGCAAUAGUAUAAAUACACCAAGAAACCUUGCAUUAGAAGCUACCUUUAUCAAUCAUAACUUUUCUCAACAAGUCUUAAAACAGGGAGAGGAGAAGUAUGAAUUUGAGAAUGCAAAUCCAUUUAUACAGACUGAUGAAGAUGCAAAUGUAGCAUCAGUAGGUUAUAGGUAUAGAUGUUAUAAAUUAGGAAAUGAUAUAGAGUUGAUAUGUCGAUGUGAACACGAUGCUGUAAUGACAGGUACAUCAGGAGAAGUACAAUUCUGCAACAUAAAAACUCUAAAUGAAUGGGACUCUCGGUAUUGUGGAGGUGUAGAUUGGAGAAGUAAACUGGACACACAACGUGGUGCUGUAUUGGCUACUGAGCUGAAAAAUAACAGCUGUAAAUUAGCAAAGUGGACAGUGUGUUCAAUGUUAGCUGGAUCUGACCAAAUUAAAUUUGGAUAUGUUUCUCGGUUGAGCAUCAGAGAUACAUCAAAACAUAUAAUCUUAGGAACCCAACAAUUUAAACCUACAGAAUUUGCUAACCAGAUAAAUCUGAAUAUGGACAAUGCCUGGGGUAUUUUAAGAUGCAUCAUAGACACAUGUAUGAAACUGAAACAAGGCAAAUAUCUCAUUAUGAAAGAUCCCAACAAGCCUGUCAUUAGAAUUUAUGAUAUUCCUGAUGAUACAUUUGAAUCAGAUGAAGAUAACGAUGAUGACGACGACGAUGAUGAUGACGAUGAUAGUGAUGAUGAUGAUAGUGGUGAUGACAAAGAUAAAUAAAAUGUCACAAGAAAACAUAGAUUUUAAAUUACUGAAAAUGGAGAUGAAGGUGGACAGAUUGACUGAAGUGCUAAAUUAUUAAUGAUUUAUGAAAUAAUUUGUUCAAGAAUUAUAUUUUAUGUACAUUGAGAUGAAAUGAAGACCAUUUAUAGAUCUUUUUAGAUAAAUAAAGAUCACUUGAAAGAA
Molecule: messenger RNA, 1908 nt
Organism: Mytilus californianus (California mussel)
Lineage: Eukaryota; Metazoa; Mollusca; Bivalvia; Mytilida; Mytilidae
Product: eukaryotic translation initiation factor 3 subunit D-like
Exons: 14
Coding region: 46-1722 (558 amino acids)
Biological process (GO): translational initiation
Cellular component (GO): eukaryotic translation initiation factor 3 complex; cytoplasm
Molecular function (GO): translation initiation factor activity
Source: RefSeq, a predicted model, not a curated record